This is a messenger RNA of Ochotona princeps (American pika), 2193 nucleotides long. RefSeq names its product dihydrolipoamide branched chain transacylase E2 (gene DBT). Bases 67 to 1521 code for a protein of 484 amino acids. Gene Ontology annotation, cellular component: cytoplasm; mitochondrion. The record is from RefSeq and is a predicted model, not a curated record. The transcript is spliced from 11 exons. NCBI's taxonomy places the organism in Eukaryota, Metazoa, Chordata, Mammalia, Lagomorpha, Ochotonidae. Gene Ontology annotation, molecular function: lipoic acid binding; acetyltransferase activity.
CCUUUAUUGGUUGCUCGGUGGGGGCGACUCUUUCAGCUGCGGAACCGAGGUCAUUUCCGGGAUAAGAUGGCUGCAGUGCGUUUGCUGAGGUCCUGGAGCAGAAAUGCCAGGCGGCUGGUUUGUGUUCGCUAUUUUCAAACAAACAGUAGUGUUCAUGUUUUGAAGCCAAAGUGUGUGUGUUUCUUCGGUUACCCUUCAUUCAACUAUAGUCAUCCACAUCAGUUGCUGAAAACAACAGCUGCUCUACAUGGACAGAUUGUUCAGUUCAAGCUUUCAGACAUUGGAGAAGGGAUUAGAGAAGUAACUGUUAAAGAAUGGUAUGUAAAAGAAGGAGAUACAGUGUCUCAGUUUGAUAGCAUCUGUGAAGUCCAAAGUGAUAAAGCCUCUGUUACCAUCACUAGUCGUUAUGAUGGAGUCAUUAAAAAGCUCUAUUACAAUCUAGAUGAGAUUGCCUAUGUUGGAAAGCCGUUAGUAGACAUAGAAACAGAAGCUUUAAAAGAUUCAGAAGAAGAUGUCGUGGAAACUCCAGCUGUGUCUCAUGAUGAACAUACACACCAAGAAAUUAAGGGCCAAAAAACUCUGGCAACUCCUGCAGUUCGCCGCCUUGCCAUGGAAAACAACAUUAAGCUGAGUGAAGUUGUUGGCUCAGGAAAAGACGGCAGGAUACUUAAAGAAGAUAUUCUCAACUUCUUGGAAAAACAGACGGGAGCUAUAUUACCUCCCUCACCAAAAGCUGAAAUGAUGCCACCUCCAUCCCCACAAAAGCCAAAAGACAAGACUAUCCCCAUACCAGUAUCAAGACCUCCCGUAUUCACAGGCAAAGACAAAACAGAACCCAUAAAAGGCUUUCAAAAAGCAAUGGUCAAGACAAUGUCUGCAGCUCUAAAGAUCCCUCACUUUGGCUAUUGUGAUGAGGUUGACCUUACCGAGCUAGUUAAGCUACGAGAAGAACUGAAACCCGUCGCUUUGUCACGCGGAAUUAAACUUUCCUUUAUGCCCUUCUUUUUAAAGGCAGCUUCCUUGGGAUUGUUACAGUUUCCUAUCCUUAAUGCCUCUGUGGAUGAAGGAUGCCAGAAUAUAACAUAUAAGGCUUCUCAUAAUAUUGGGAUAGCAAUGGAUACUCAGCAGGGUUUGAUUGUCCCCAAUGUGAAAAACGUACAGAUAUGCUCUGUGUUUGAGAUUGCCACUGAACUAAACCGCCUCCAGAAACUGGGCACUGCGGGGCAGCUCAGCACCACAGAUCUUACUGGAGGGACAUUUACUCUUUCCAACAUUGGAUCUAUUGGUGGUACCUAUGCCAAAGCAGUGAUACUGCCGCCAGAAGUAGCCAUUGGGGCGCUGGGAUCCAUUAGGGCCCUUCCUCGAUUUAACCAGAAAGGAGAAGUGUACCAGGCACAGAUGAUGAAUGUGAGCUGGUCAGCUGACCACAGAAUUAUUGAUGGUGCCACAAUGUCACGCUUCUCUAAUUUGUGGAAAUCCUACCUAGAGAACCCAUCGUUUAUGCUACUAGAUUUGAAAUGAAGAUUGAUAAGACAUUCUUGAACUUUUUGAGCUUCCAAAGAAUGUGUACAGCCUAGUUGUGCCAGCACAUGUUUUCUGUUACAACUUCUCUGUGCUUUGUAUUGUAUGAUUAAGAUUCUAAGACACUAUUCUGUUAGACCUUUUACUGAAAAAGAAUGGUGGUGUAAUGGGGAUUCUCCUGGCACAUUUUACAGGUCAGAGUAUGACUUAACACGGUGCUGAGGUGUUUAUGUCGAUGGGUUGGAACUGUUAGAUGGUAAAAUCAAUAUUACUAAAAGACAAGCAGCCAUAUACAUACUGUGUUUGUCCUCUGUUCUCUUCCUUCCUUUUUUUUAUUAUUCCUUUCCUUUUCUUUCCUCUUUUCUUCUGUUUUUCUUCCUUCCUUUUUUCCACCCUUCCUUCCUUCCUUCACAGAUUCUUAAUGAAAUUUUGAAUUUUACACAUUUGGGGAAAGGAAUUUAUAUAAAAGAUAUUUUCCAUUUCCCUACAAUUAUUCUAAUUAGUAUAUGAAGUGCAAUUAUACUUAUCUUUUAAAAUAUGUGAAUAUAUUCAAUGUAGUUUAUUAUCUCUGUCUUGUUUAUAAAAAUUAGCAUCUUUGAAAAAAAAGCAAUUAUCACCUGGUGUUAAAAAUGUCCAAUUAUAGUUUUAAAACCAGUAAAGUUGUUAAAGGUA